Protobothrops mucrosquamatus (brown spotted pit viper) is the source of this 1933-nucleotide messenger RNA. It is a transcript of the gene ADPRHL1, whose product is annotated as ADP-ribosylhydrolase like 1. Gene Ontology annotation, molecular function: magnesium ion binding; ADP-ribosylarginine-[protein] hydrolase activity. The record is from RefSeq and is a predicted model, not a curated record. Gene Ontology annotation, biological process: protein de-ADP-ribosylation. The coding region runs from base 141 to 1205 and encodes 354 amino acids. NCBI's taxonomy places the organism in Eukaryota, Metazoa, Chordata, Lepidosauria, Squamata, Viperidae. The transcript has 7 exons.
CUUAUACGGACAGUUCUUUGCAAUGACACAAUGGCUCCAAUAUAAAGUGUUGCUUAAUCUAAGCUAGAAGGCAAAGGAACAAAGAAACAUCAAGUGCCUGUUUGAGACCAAAGAGAACUGAAAAAGCACGUCAUUUAACAAUGGAGAAAUUUAAGGCUGCUUUGUUACUAGCAGGGGUAGGAGAUGCUUUGGGCUAUCGAAAUUUUAUUCAGGAAAACAAUGCUUUAGGUGCAAAGAUCCAAGAGGAAUUAAAAGAAAUUGGAGGACUCGGGAACCUGGUCUUGUCCUCUGAUAAAUGGCCAGUAAGUGACAAUACUCUGAUGCACAUGGCAACAGCUGAAGCUCUCAUCACAGAUUAUUGGUGCUUAGAAGACCUGUAUCGCGAUAUUGUUAAACGUUAUGUUGAUGCAGUUGAAAAACUUUCUGAGAGAAGGUCAGAUCCUGCUACUAUUGAAGGAUGCUCCCAACUGAAGCCAGAUAAUUAUCUCCUUGCUUGGCAUACACCCUUCAAUGAGAAAGGCUCAGGGUUUGGUGCAGCUACAAAAGCCAUGUGUUUAGGGAUGAAAUACUGGAAGCCCGAAAGGCUGGAAACUCUCAUUGAAGUGAGCAUUGAAGUUGGACGAAUGACUCAUAAUCAUCCUACAGGCUUCCUAGGAUCCCUCUGUGCAGCUCUGUUUGUUUCAUAUGCAAUCCAAGGAAAGCCACUGGUCCAAUGGGGAAGAGAGAUGAUGAAAGUCGUUCCAAUGGCCGAAGAAUAUUGCAAAAAGACCAUCAGGCACAUGGCAGAAUAUCAAGAACACUGGUUUUACUUUGAAGCAAAAUGGCAAUUUUAUUUGGAGGAGAGAGAGAUCAAUGAAGAAAACCAGAAUAAACCUCAUUUUCCUGACAAUUAUGAUGCUGAAGAAAGAGAAAAAACUUACCGGAGAUGGAGUUCUGAAGGUCGUGGUGGAAGGAGAGGUCAUGAUGCUCCCAUGAUUGCAUAUGAUGCUCUCUUAGGAUGUGGUGGUGAUUGGACAGAGCUUUGUAACAGGGCAAUGUUCCAUGGAGGCGAGAGUGCAGCUACGGGAUCAAUCGCUGGCUGCUUAUAUGGUCUCCUCUAUGGCCUCAACAAGGUUCCUAAAGGCUUAUACCGGGAACUUGAGCAAAGGGAGAGGCUCGAAAACAUGGGGGAAAGUAUUUUCCAACGAUCUUCAGAGGAAAAGUAAAGAUACUUUUAAUUUUUUAUUUUAUAAUAAACUGGUAACCACUUUUGAAAACAAAUUUGCAGGAGGCAAAAAAGAAAAGACCAGAGGCCCCCUUUUGUUUAAGAUUAUACUAUUCAGUAAUAACAAUGUGCUCAUCUUCCCCCGGGACAUUAGGAUCGUUGCCCUGAAGCAUUUAAGCACUGUUGGCAGUCAGCGUUUUAGAAUACCUUUAAAAAUUAUCUAUGUUUCUUCAAAGGUAGAAUCUUGGCAUCCAUUUUAAAUAAUAACUCUUCUAAAAAAAAUUAUAUGACAUGAAUUUCUGCCUCACUUUGUUAAUUAAUGUCACCCUGUCAUCUGUAUGCUCAUUUUCACUUAUGCAUAUAAAAAUAUCAUGCUAUCUACACCCCAGAGAUUGCUUUCAUCACCCCUCUAAAAGAGCAUUGUUACUUUUUCAUGCACUCGUUUUCCCUGAAAUUCUUAAUCCGCACUCCUGUCACUUCCUUUUAAUGUGACUUCUGUGUCAGACUUGCAGUACCAUUCUUUUAAAGAGGGAGAGCUAGAGGGAGAGCUAACACCAGGAAGCGAUCCAAGAAAAGGCAGAAAAUAGUUAUCCAAAUCAUUCAAAUAAAUGUAAAAAAAAUCCACAAAAGUACAAUGGUUCCUAGUUUAGCCUUUCAGAUUUUUCAAUGCUAUUUUUUAAAAAGACAAAAUUUGUAAUUCUUUGGGUAGCUAAAAUUCUUGUAAAUAAA